UAUUCCAAUUAAUCAAAAUAAGCCUUUAUUUUUUUAAUUAUUAUUAUUUUUCCAAUGCCCGAAUCUGUAGUUUGGUCGAUUAGGGUUUAUGAACUUGGAUAUAAAUUCCGCCCCUCUUCUUCCUCUUCUGCAGUCGGUUCCCCACUCAGCCCAUUCUUUGCGCGACAAGAAAUGGCGACGGUUCCAGGGCAAUUGAUUUGGGAGAUCGUGAAGAAGAACAACUCUUUCUUGGUGAAAGAGUUUGGGAGAGGGAACGCUAAAGUCCAGUUCAGCAAGGAGAGCAACAAUCUCUACAAUCUCAACUCCUACAAGCACUCCGGUCUAGCAAACCGCAAGACGGUGACUAUUCAGUCUGUCGGAGACAAGGAGCCGUCGGUGGUGUUGGCUACCACGAAAACAAAGAAGCAGAACAAGCCGAAGAGCUUGUCCCACAAGUCUGUUAUGAGGAAGGAGUUCCCUCGCAUGGCUAAAGCUGUUACCAAUCAGGUUGCAGAUAACUACUACAGGCCAGACUUGAAGAAGGCAGCUCUUGCUAGACUUAGUGCUGUCCAGAGGAGCCUUAAGAUUGCCAAGUCUGGUGUCAAGAAGAGGAACAGGCAAGCUGUUAGGGUCCCUGGUAGGAAGUGAAAGGUCUUGGAGAAAGUUACAAUCCUUUGUUCCUUUGGGUGCUUCUCUUUUAGUUGCUGUUAAAAUUUCAGACUGGCUAGAAGUUAUAUAUUUAUGUUCGGUCCUCUCCAUGUACUCGGAAUUUUUUAGUUGCUGGAUUUGGUGAAUCCUCGAUUUUUGACUUGCAGUUGGGAUAUGAUUUUCGAGAAAAGGACAGACCUUGAGUGAGUGACUUCUA
Messenger RNA from Tripterygium wilfordii, 844 nucleotides. Its product is annotated as 60S ribosomal protein L28-1-like. The record is from RefSeq and is a predicted model, not a curated record. The transcript is spliced from 4 exons. Gene Ontology annotation, biological process: translation. Gene Ontology annotation, cellular component: cytosolic large ribosomal subunit; ribosome. Bases 55 to 627 code for a protein of 190 amino acids. NCBI's taxonomy places the organism in Eukaryota, Viridiplantae, Streptophyta, Magnoliopsida, Celastrales, Celastraceae. Gene Ontology annotation, molecular function: structural constituent of ribosome.